Messenger RNA from Misgurnus anguillicaudatus (oriental weatherfish), 2470 nucleotides. RefSeq names its product adrenoceptor beta 3b (gene adrb3b). Lineage: Eukaryota; Metazoa; Chordata; Actinopteri; Cypriniformes; Cobitidae. Gene Ontology annotation, cellular component: plasma membrane. Gene Ontology annotation, biological process: adenylate cyclase-activating adrenergic receptor signaling pathway; positive regulation of MAPK cascade; norepinephrine-epinephrine-mediated vasodilation involved in regulation of systemic arterial blood pressure. The record is from RefSeq and is a predicted model, not a curated record. Gene Ontology annotation, molecular function: beta3-adrenergic receptor activity; epinephrine binding.
AAGUACAAUCAAUCAAACGGUGCAAAAAGGAAUCAAAGCACAAAGGCAUGAUAAUGAAAGAUAGGAGUCUGUGACAUAAAGGUGGUGCAACGGGCAUAAAUCACAAAAGAUGAUUUGAGAGAGAGGAAGUCACUUACGGCUCCUCCUCCUAGUAUGUGAAAAUAAAGUCUUGCUCGGCCAGUUGCUUCAAAGUCUUCACUGAAUGACAUCUCACAUUUGGAAAUGUACUUUCCGUCCAUGUUGCUCCUACAAGGACAUUGAUCAGGCAUGCAAAGAAUUACUGAACCCUCUCGCUGCAGUAUCAGAUUGACCAGACCUGGGAUUUUCCAUUGAGAUUUUCACCAAGCAUGAGCACCUGCGACUUCCCGACGUACAGUGCACACCCACUGCUUGUGUUCGCUCUUGCACUGGUGAUCUUCCUCACGGUGAUGGGAAACCUGCUGGUCAUCGUGGCCAUCGCUCGCACACCUCAGCUGCACACCACCACUAACGUCUUCAUCGUUUCUCUGGCCUGUGCAGACCUUAUCAUGGGUUGUGUGGUCCAGCCAUUGGGCGUCAGCAUGGUGGUAACCAAAAAAUGGCUUUUGGGAACAACGGUUUGCGACCUGUGGACAUCUGUGGACGUGUUCUGCGUCACAGCGAGCAUUGAGACGCUUUGCGCCAUUGCCGUGGAACGUUACGUGGCGGUGACGCGGCCCCUCAAGCAUCAGGUUCUUCUGAACAAACGUAGGGCGGGCUACAUCGUGUGUGUGGUGUGGAUGGUGUCGUCUCUAAUUUCCUUCGUACCAAUCAUGAACCAUAAUUCCCGUGCAUUGAACAAUAACACAAGGAUACGUUAUGAGGACCCAUAUUGCUGUGAUGUCAUUACCGACCCAACCUAUGCCAUCUGCUCCUCGGUAGUGUCAUUUUACGUGCCCCUGGUUAUUAUGGUCUUCGUGUACGGGAAAGUGUUUGCCAUUGCGACCAGACAGUUGAAGCAAAUCGAUAAGGACAGGCAGCGCUUUCUCAGCGAAUGUGUGGACGACUCCGAUAAACAGAAUAAAAGCGAAGAGUCUUGUGAAAGUCCACCUCAUGUGGAAAUAAAAAGUCGGAGAUACAGCCGCAAUCCGAUGAGGCACCUUGUUCUGGAACACAAGGCGCUCAAGACACUGGGGAUUAUAAUGGGCAUCUUCAUCCUUUGCUGGCUACCCUUCUUCCUCUUCAACAUCAUCAGAGUCUUCGAACCUGAGGUUCCACCAUGGGACGUGUUCAUCUUUUUGAACUGGAUGGGAUACGCUAACUCAGGCCUGAACCCGAUCAUCUACUGCCACAGUCCAGAGUACCGUACAGCCUUUCGAAAUCUUCUGAGAGGCAAAAAAAUCACACCGUUGUAUCUCAACGGCAUUCAAAAACACCUACAGACGUUGAACACGUACAUCCAGACCAGCAGCUCUGUGAGAAAGGAUUGCUUAGGUCAUGAAAACCCAGCUGUGGAACAGAACGGAAACACGUGUGCCAGUUUAAAAGGCAACGUGUUUGAGACUAUAAAUGCUGAUCAAGAAACAUUUCAAACCUGACAUGGAUCAGCGUGAAGGGUGGCUGAUGAUGGAAAACAGCUCCCAUCAACGGAUCUUAACUGUACCCUAACAUACGAGUGUUUUUCAGGGGACCAAAGUGAAUCCAAUAAUCAUCAGAUUCGGGCUACGUGCAGAGUUGAGAGACAAACCAGAUUGUUCAAGAGAACAGAAGUAAAGAAGAACAACAGGAAUUGUAUUCGUUCUUCCCUGCGUUUACCUUCAAUCUUUGAUCCUCGCUGCAACUUUCAUUGUCAUGGAGAAAACCUUUUCCAUAAGACUGAAAUAAAAAAUAGAGUCAAAGAAGGAAUAAAUGUAUACACUUUAAUAUAUUUAUACAAAAAUUCAUAUAAUACAAUUUCAGACCUUCAUUCACUGCAUGGAGUCCUAAUCCAGCACAAUGUUGAAGUUGAAGGGCUACUAUGAGAAGAAACAGUAUAUUAAGUCAAUAAAUACACACAAGCAAAUAUAUUUUUACUUGCUGGCUGUAUUUUCACUUUGUUGUAACUUCAAUGUAAUGUCAACGCAAAGGACAUGAUUCAUUUUAAUUGGUCUGUUGUGGAUGUCACCAUCACUGUCAUGUCAAAUGAACAAAACCGCACAGAGUCGUCCAGACUAUAAAAUGCAUUAGUUUGAUGAAACUCGACUGCGCAGUUAUUUAAAUGAUGAGAGAUGCGUCAUUAACUGCAGUCUCUUAAAGGUCACAUCAUCAUGUGAUGAUUCUGGUCCUCUGAUGGCUGUUGCUUUGUUAAAUCUUUCUGAAAUAAGAAUUUAUAAAUCAUCUCAAAGUUUGAAAUUAUAUAAAGGCUGGAUUUGAAUCAAUCAAAACAUUUAAGUGACUCAAAUAAAGUGUGACCUUGUCUGUAAAAUCCAGGCUAAAGUUUCAUAAUCUAAAUGUGAAUUUAAGAACAUCAAAG